AUGGGAAGAGGUCCCACAGGCAAAUGGGAAUGGCAUGACUUGGUACCAAAGGAGAUUAGAAAUAACGUCACAAAGCAAGAGUCACAGCGUCAGGCGAUCAUUUGGGAGUUGAUUAAGGGAGAAAUGGUAUAUGUCAAGGAUUUAGAAACCAUCGAUACCUUGUUCAUUCGGCCCUUGCGAGAGUCGGAGAUCAUCCCCCCGGAUCGUUUACCCUCAUUCUUGCAAGAUGUUUUCCACAACUUUGCUGAGAUACAUGGACACCACAGGCGUAUGCUGGAGCGUUUGCACGAAAUUCAACGAGAGGAGCAUCCUUUCAUUCGAAGCAUCACAGCACCAGUUUUUGAUGCAGCGCUCAAUUGGAGGGAUGCUUAUUUGGA
Molecule: messenger RNA, 377 nt
Organism: Acaulospora colombiana
Lineage: Eukaryota; Fungi; Glomeromycota; Glomeromycetes; Diversisporales; Acaulosporaceae
Source: the annotation of a GenBank genome assembly